AUGGACAAACACGAACAAGACAACCUCUCGAGCUUACCACUAGAGCUUCUCCUCUACAUCAUCAGCUUUCUCCCUUUCGAGUCCACAAGACUAAUCCCUUUCGUCUCCAAACGGUUUAGGUCCGUUUGGAGCCAAGCCUUGGUCCUCGCUCACAUCCCCAACGGCUCCAUCGAGGAGAUCUCUCACGCGUUAACUAGCUUCAUCCACAACUUCAACGAGCAGGAUCCAUCUAAAAACACACGAAAGAUGGAGUUACACUUUGAUAAGUCAACCUUCGUGUCAACUAUCCUAGGACUUCAUAACACCAUGCAUAUGAGUUUCUUCUCUGGUGGCUCUAAGAGCGAAGAGAGCUUCUGCUGGCGUAUUGAGAUCAAAGAUCAGAUCCCGAGACGUGUCGAGUCAAAGGGUUUCUUGGUGAAGACGCUUUGUUUAGACUCGGUGGGUUCGUUAACGCACGAGGUCGUUUCCUCCAUGGUGUUGGAUUGUUCUUUGCUUGAGAACCUCAAGAUUUGUGGUUGCAAGGAUUUGACUUCUCUCACUAUUGAUUCACCAACUAGGCUUCUUAACUUGUCGAUCUUGGAUUGCCCGAAGAUGAGAUAUCUAGAUAUAAGAUCAUCUAAGCUUAAAACUCUUCAUUACCAGGGGUUUCUACCUUCGAUCAAGAUCCAUGAACAUUUUAACUUGACAAAUGCGAUUUUCCACGUAAGAAAAGGUCCAAGCUAUUACAACAAUGCUUUAGAGAUCGGUCCUCUCUUGCUAGUCAUCAAGAACUCUCAAUCUCUUACACUUUGCAAAUGGAUGUUCGAGGAACUAAUCAAACCAUCCAUAUCCUCUUCUUGGACAUCAUUCCAGUUCUACAAGUUACAUGAAUUGUGUUGGAUCGAUAACUCAAUGAAACAAGAAAACAUUAAUUCCCUGAUCUCUUUUCUCAAGCUUUGCCCUUCAAUCGAACGCAUCUUCAUUACUAUUCAUGAGGACAUUGAAGAGGAACACGUCGGGUUUUUCGACGAAGAGGACGAGGUUUGCGAGCGUAGUGAAUGGCGCCGAGGUCAGAGAGCUGUUUUGUGAGUAAGUGGAUGUUGUUUUGGAAGCCAUGGAGAAUGAUCUGAGUGUGUGGGUUUGGGAGAGGUGAGAGAUGGAAGAUGAUGUUUUGAAGAUGAUGUUCUUGUUGUUUAAACGAUUUGACUAUUUUGUGUUCUGCCGUUCUUAUUUAAUCAUUU
This is a messenger RNA of Eruca vesicaria subsp. sativa (arugula), 1220 nucleotides long. The record is from the annotation of a GenBank genome assembly. NCBI's taxonomy places the organism in Eukaryota, Viridiplantae, Streptophyta, Magnoliopsida, Brassicales, Brassicaceae.